This is a messenger RNA of Asparagus officinalis (garden asparagus), 1594 nucleotides long. RefSeq lists its product as uncharacterized. The coding region runs from base 281 to 1552 and encodes 423 amino acids. Lineage: Eukaryota; Viridiplantae; Streptophyta; Magnoliopsida; Asparagales; Asparagaceae. The transcript is spliced from 6 exons. The record is from RefSeq and is a predicted model, not a curated record.
ACACCUGCAUUACUUUUUUUUUCUUUAAUAAACUUUUAUGGGAAGUCGUUCAUUAUUUUAAGCUACACCCGGAAACUAAUCAUAGAAGUAGCAUGGAAUGCAGCAACCAGUAAGACAGAAGAAAUGAAAUAAAAAUAGAAAAUUGUUGCAGACCGAAACACAUACCAGUGGAUCAAAGCAAACCCUUCUCUAAGAAUUCAAAUUAUUCACUCAUAAACAGGGGAGUGCUCCUCUUGUAAAAGCAAAGCCUUUUUUGCUACAAUUUCAUCGACAUUCAAAGAUGUUUCAAGUAAGCAAAGCAAGUGAGAAAAACAAAAGGGAAUCACCAUUUGCUACAGACAAAGAAAACCCAUUUGAAGAUAACUUCCCUGAUUCACUCUGUAAGCUCAAUCUCAAGGAGACCUCAGAUUAUGUGAGGUCAUUCCCAAUGAGCAGCAGCAGCAGCAGCAAUGACAGCUCCUCAUCUGAGAGUAGAAAGAGCUCAGUGCAGAGAAGGAUUGAAACCCCCUCAACCCCUGGGAGGCCAAUCUUCAACUUCAGCAUUAGAAGUCACUCAAAAAAGAGCAUUCCUUCAAAAUGGGAAAAUGCGGAGAAAUGGCUUAUGAGCAGUUCUUGCCAUGAAUCUCCUGCCCAUGUGAAGAAAUCCUCAGACACAUCAAAGUUCUCAAGACAAAACAGUGGAUUCCACCAGAAAGAUGAGAACUUUGAAGAGAAAAUGAGGGUUAAUGUGAUGUCUCAAAAGACCUCAGCUCUCUGUGGAGACCCAUCGGAAGUAUUUCUUAAAGAUAAAUUUACAGACAACUUGGAACCCACAAAAGAAGGAUUUUUGUUCAGCAACUCAAUGUGUGAGCCAGUGAAAAAUGCUGACACAGGAGGAGCUACUGAGGUUCAUCAUAGAGAUAUUGGCACUGAAAUGACUCCUCUUAAUAGCUCAACAACUACAAGAUUCAAUACUCCAAUCAAGAGCUUGUCUCCAGCAAGGCAUAAUACUCCAGCUAAUAGGUCUGGACCUCUAAUGGCUUCUGGAAAUUGCAUUGACAUCUCUGAGCUCAAGGAUUGCCAUUUUGCGAAGCUCGAUCUCGGGGCUCAGUUUGAUUCAGUACCUUCAAAAUGGAGCUCAAGAGAAGAGGAGGAAGAGGAGAUAUCAAAGAGUUUGAGGCAUUUUGAAAUGGAUGGAGGGAGGAAGAGCAUUGAAGAAGCUAGAGAUUUUGUGUGGGAAGAUGAGGAGAGGACUAAGAGUUGCAUAAGAUAUCAAAGAGAAGAAGCAAGGAUUCAAGCUUGGAUGAAGCUUCAGAAAGCAAAAGCGGAAGCACAAUCUAGGAAGCUUGAGGUAAAGAUACAAAAGAUGAGAUCAGAUUUAGAGGAAAAGCUGAUGAAAAGAAUGGCAGUUGUGAACAGAAGAGCAGAGGAGUGGAGGGCAUCAGCACAACUGCAGCAUUCUCAGCAGAUAAUAAAAGCAUGUGAACAAGCUCAGAAGAUGAGAAGCCAGAGAAAAUCUCAUUUCAAUAACAGUAGAUCUUGUGGUUGUUUCCCUUGCAAUAGCCAGCUCUAAAAUACAAGGGAGAAAAGGCCAACAGCUUAGGACAAGGAUUGC